This is a messenger RNA of Macrobrachium nipponense, 818 nucleotides long. Its product is annotated as chromatin target of PRMT1 protein-like. The transcript is spliced from 5 exons. The record is from RefSeq and is a predicted model, not a curated record. Bases 157 to 801 code for a protein of 214 amino acids. Lineage: Eukaryota; Metazoa; Arthropoda; Malacostraca; Decapoda; Palaemonidae.
CCCGCGGCUGGCUUGCUUGUUGGCCAGUCUUAAAAAAGGUUUCCGACUAACGGGAGCGUGGGUUACGUUCCUCCUCAGUGUUUACUGGUUCCCCGUAACGUUCCACGUUCCGCCAGGUCCUUCUUCGUCGGCGUCCCCCCUCCAAAAAUCACCAAGAUGUCUGUUGGCAAGAUCAUAUUAAAAUCAACUACAAGGAUGUCGCUGAAUGACCGAUUUACAGUGUUGCGUCAAGAAAAGCCUUCAGGUCAAGGUGCUAUAGGGCUAGAAGAAAGACGUCAACAAACACAAGCUUCUAGACGUAAUCAAAGACUAGCUGCGCAGAUGGAACGCCGUCCUGCCGUAGUAGCAGCUCUGAAACUGAAAAAGAAGCCCCAGCAAAAGAAUGAAACUUUCAUACAGAAGCGUGCAGAACAGCAGAUUCAGCAGCGACCAAUAAAACAACGACUGGCCGUCAAAGGUCGCCUUUCACUUCCAAAUGAGAAUAUCAGACGCAUGGGAAGUGUUCGUGGCAGAGGAGGAAUACGUGGCUUACGAGGUGCGACGGGAAGUUUCCGAGGAAUAGGUGUAAGGGGGUCAAGUUACAGAGGUGGACGGGCUUUCCUUAGCAAUAAAGGUGGUGGAAAUAUGGUACGAGGUAGUGGAAACCGUGGGAUUAUGCGUGGUGGCAUGAGAGGAGGUCGUGGUGGAAGAUUUUUAAGAGCAAUUGGUGGAGGUCGUGGAGGGCUUCCGGGAAGAGGUGGAUAUCGAGGUUAUGGAAUGGCUGGUGGUCAGGGUCGAGGAGGACUAAGAAGAACAAGGUAAGUGAAGUGUUUACUUUU